Molecule: messenger RNA, 2183 nt
Organism: Telopea speciosissima
Lineage: Eukaryota; Viridiplantae; Streptophyta; Magnoliopsida; Proteales; Proteaceae
Product: protein trichome birefringence-like 2
Exons: 5
Coding region: 122-2011 (629 amino acids)
Cellular component (GO): Golgi apparatus
Molecular function (GO): O-acetyltransferase activity
Source: RefSeq, a predicted model, not a curated record
AAUUUCUCCGAAGGCUUUCUUCUUCAUCUCUUCUUGUAAACUUUUAGCAGUAACCGUUCAAAUUUAGUGGGAACACAGAGAGCUUCUGGUUAUUUUUGGUUGCUUAUGAUUUUCUACAGUUAUGGAUUUCAAAAAGGUUCUGAAAAAGCUCUCGUUUUCGGAUUCCAAGAGAAAGGUGGUGUCUGGUUUCGGUUUGGGUAUAGGAGCUUCACUCAUUAUUCUUGCAGUGAUUUUCCUCAACGAUCCCUUCAAGGUCUCAAUGUUCAAUCCCUUCUUUCAAGGUUUUAAUGGCCCUACUGGUAAAUCUUCUCCUGUUUCUUGGUCAUUCCCAUUAUCAAAAACUGCAAAUUAUUCUUCUAGUUUCUUUAAACCUCAACCCCAAACCCAAGAAAAUAAUUUCUCACAGAAAUCUAAACAUGUAGUUACAGAGGAAACUUUACAAACCCACGGGGAAGGUAAAUCUAAAAAUGUAAGUGGGGAAGAAACCUCACAAACCCAUCAAGAAAACUACAUAGAGAAACCCAAGAAUGUAGUUAUCGGGGAAGCCCAUGUGGAGAAUUUCUCUGACAAGAAUAAAAAUGAAAGCUUGAUCAGUAAAGAUGAGAGGGUUGCUGAGAAAACUUACCAGUGGAGCUUGUCAGGAGAAGUUGGCAAUGCAAGUGCAAAUCUUUCCAGUAUUGAAAAAAAGAAUGUAGGGAAGAAAUGUGAAGGGAAACUGGUGGUGGAUCCGACCUGCCCGAGGAAAUCUGCCGGAAAAGAUACUGACGCCCUUGGUCAUGAAAACAGGGUUACUGAUACUACUAGUAUGCAGAAUGUUUCUAAUGGGGAGAAUGUGGGAUCUCUUGGCACAUAUGAAAGGGCUUCAGAGACAACACAUGAAGGGGAUUUGUCCAAAAAAGAUAACAAGAGCUCUUCUAUUGAUUACAAAAAGGUGGAAAGCCUUGACAGUGAUUUGGUGAACUGUGACAUCUUUGAUGGCAGAUGGGUGAGAGACAAAAGAAUGCCACAUUAUCCAGCAGGUUCUUGUCCUCAUAUUGAUCGAGAUUUCAACUGCCACCUUAAUAGAAGGCCAGAUGAUGGUUUUCUGAGAUGGAGAUGGAAGCCUAAUGGAUGCGACAUCCCUCGCUUGAACUCGACUGAUUUUCUGGAGAGACUCAGAGGAAAAAGACUGGUUUUUGUGGGAGAUUCACUGAGCAGAAAUAUGUGGGAAUCUCUUGUUUGUAUCCUUCGACAUGGAAUUAGAAACAAGAAAAGAGUCUAUGAGAUCUCAGGAAAAAAGGAAUUCAAAAAGAAAGGUUUUUAUGCUUUCAGAUAUGAGGACUAUAAAUGUUCCAUAGAUUUUGUGAAUACUCCGUUUCUGGUUAGAGAAUCAUCUUUUAAACGUGGAAAUGAAUCAAUUGAGACCCUAAGACUGGAUUUGAUGGACCGGACAACAUCAAUGUAUCAUGAAGCUGAUAUUGUAGUCUUCAAUACAGGACAUUGGUGGACUCAUGAGAAAACUUCUAAAGGGGAAGACUACUAUCAGGAAGGCAAUCAUGUGUACCCAAGACUCAAAGUCCUAGAAGCAUACAAGAGGGCUCUUAAUACUUGGGCUAGAUGGGUUGAUGGGAACAUCAAUACCAAUAGAACUAAAGUGUUUUUCAGAGGUUAUUCAGUCACCCAUUUCAGAGGGGGCCAGUGGAAUUCAGGGGGGCAGUGCCACAAGGAAAUUGAGCCAAUCUUCAAUGAAACUUACUUAGGAAAGUACCCUUCGAAGAUGAGAGUUCUGGAGUAUGUGCUACAACAGAUGAAGACUCCUGUAGCGUAUCUGAAUAUCAGCAGGCUUACAGAUUACAGGAAAGAUGGACACCCUUCAAUUUAUAGAAAGGAAUACAAGACUGUACAAGAACAGAUUGCAGCUGUGACAUCUCAGGAUUGUAGCCAUUGGUGUUUGCCAGGAGUACCAGACGUAUGGAAUGAGUUGCUUUAUGCUUCUCUGUUGAAGAUAACCGGAGGAUUACGGAGAAACUGAACACCAGUUCAUAUUAAUUUCAAAUUCAAUUUUGUUAAUUUUCUCUCCUUUCUACUCAAAAUCUACGUCAAAUGUAUCAAAUUCAGCGAGUUCUCUGAAAACUUAUACAGGCUAGUGAAGUGUGCCGGGUAUUAGAUUCCUGGCAAAAGGACAAGAUUCUGUAAAUUGAGGA